Molecule: messenger RNA, 519 nt
Organism: Drosophila willistoni
Lineage: Eukaryota; Metazoa; Arthropoda; Insecta; Diptera; Drosophilidae
Exons: 1
Coding region: 1-519 (172 amino acids)
Source: RefSeq, a predicted model, not a curated record
AUGGAUGAAUGCGAGAAGUAUCCACUGGCGGUGGAUGUUAUAAAUCAUCAAAUGUAUGUAGAUGACAUACUGUCUGGUGGCGACAGUAUUGCAGAAACGGAGGAUGUCAAGAACCAAGUGAUUGGAAUGCUUCGUAGUGGUACAUUCGAACUACGGAAGUGGGCGAGUAAUUGCACAAAGCUAUUAGAGAACAUACCAGUUGAGCAUCGAGAAUCAAGCGGAUUGUUACACAUGGAAGGUAAUGAUACUAUUCGCACGUUAGGUCUAUACUGGAGUCCCAAAGAAGAUGAGUUCCGUUUUGCUUUGCAUGUCGUUCCACCAAUGAGCUCACCAACAAAGAGGACAAUACUAUCAGCAAUUGCACGACUGUUUGAUCCCAUGGGAUGGCUUAGUCCGAUAAUGAUUACUGCCGAAAUUCUCAUGCAGCAACUGUGGAAGGAGAAAAUUGGCUGGGAUAGCACACUACCGGACACUAUUAAGAGAGAAUGGGAGAAAUUCGUAAAGAGUUACCAAACAUAG